GCCGGCGCGGAGCCGGCAUGGAGCGGGCCGAGGCCUACGGCUUCUCGGGGGCCAUGAGCGGCGCCUUCCUGCUGUCCUGCCUGCUCUUCGCGGCCGUCAGCCGCCGGCAGCGCGGGCCCUACAUGGACGAGGUGUUCCACGUCCCGCAGGCGCAGGCCUAUUGCCACGGCCGCUUCCUGCAGUGGGACCCCAUGAUCACCACGCUGCCCGGCCUGUACCUGCUCUCCGUGGGAGUGGUGAAGCCCGCGGCGUGGCUCCUCGGGUGGACGGGAAGCGUGGUGUGCUCUGUGGGAAUGCUCAGGUUUAUCAAUCUCCUCUUCAGUGCUGGGAACUUCUAUUUACUGUAUUUGCUUCUGUUCAAAAUCCAUCAGAAGAGUAAGGCUGUGUCUGGCUUCCAGAGAAUCUUGUCGGCAUUAACUCUUGCAAUGUUUCCCACCCUCUAUUUUUUUACAUUCCUUUAUUAUACAGAUCCAGGGUCAGUAUUUUUCACUCUUUUUUCCUAUUUAAUGUGCCUUUAUGGUAACCAUAAAACUUCUGCUCUCCUUGGAUUUUGUGGCUUCAUGUUUCGUCAGACGAAUAUUGUGUGGACAGUUUUUUGCGCUGGAAAUGUUGUUGCCAAGAAGCUAAAUGAAGCCUGGAUGAUUGAAUUGCAGAAAAAGAAAGACGAAAAGAUUUCUUCCAGGAAAGGAUCAUUUUCAGAUUUGACCAGAAUGCUUCAGUUUCUUGUUGAAUAUCUCUUGUCACCUAAAAACUUAGUUACACUUACUGCUUUAACUUGGCCUUACAUCUUAUUAGUAUCUAUCUUCUUUGGUUUUGUUUUCAUCAAUGGUGGAAUAGUUGUUGGUGAUAGAAGUAGUCAUGAAGCCUGUUUGCACUUUCCUCAGCUGUUCUAUUUUCUGUCCUUUACUGGUUUUUUUUCAUUCCUUCAUUUAUUGACCCCUACUAAAAUCAGGAAAUUCCUUUUGUCAUUGCGAAAGCACCCUGUGCAGUAUAGCUUAAUCACUGUCAUCUCUUUAUUCCUGAUCUGGAGAUUUACCUAUGUCCAUAAGUAUUUACUAGCAGAUAACAGACAUUAUACAUUUUAUGUCUGGAGAAAAGUGUUCCAAAGACAUGAGCUUGUAAAAUACCUGUUAGUUCCAUUCUAUAUAUUUGCUGGCUGGAGUUUUGCUGAUACAUUAAAAUCAAAAUCAAUAUUCUGGAUCUUAAUGUAUUUUGUAUGUUUAUUAGCAGUCACAGUUCCUCAAAAAUUGCUAGAAUUUCGUUACUUUAUUUUGCCAUUCUUAAUAUAUAGGCUCAACAUUCCAUUUCUGUCUCUGUAUAGACAACUUCUGGAGCUGGCUUUUUUUAUUUUAGUAAAUGCUGUAACUUUUUAUCUUUUUCUAAACAGAACGUUCAAAUGGGAAAAUAGUGAUGAAGUACAGAGGUUUAUGUGGUAAUUUUUUUUGAUACUUUUAUAUCUGUAGUAAAACACAGUUCUGUUUCAGGACUGGACUCUGGAAUGAUACAAUGUUUUGCAUCAUGUAAGGACUGUUUUCCCUAGCUGGAAUUGGGAAGUAAACUCUUUGUUGCAACCAAAUGCAAUAUCUGUUAUGGUGUGAAGAUACUCCAUAUAUUGAAUUUAUGAGAAUUUUAAAAUUCAGUAUGAGGGGAAAUGUAAGGCCACCUUUCUGUAAUUAAUGUAAAAUAAGGGAGAUGUUUACUGUCAUUUUUCAUGGUAAUAAAAUACUAUGUAACAUGCCCUUGAAGGUAUAGUUUAUAAGUAUGUUUCAGAACUUUCUCUUUUACAAAUGAAGAAUUUCAACCUGUUCAACCUUUUUGUUUAUUUAUCUGUACGCAUAUUUAUUCCUUAGGCCAUUUCUUUUUAGUUUUACUAGUGGUCAAAGUAUGAACCACUACACUAAAGUACAAUGUUUUGAAAGCCUCCUACAUCUCACUGAAUUUUCAUUACUUUUUUUGUCAGUAAAUGCUUAUAUUAGUUUUGUAAGCAGAAUGUAGGCUCUUAAAUCAUUAGAGCACUUUGAACACUUUAUUUCAAACUGAUAGUUAGAAAACACAGUGGAUGCUAUGUGUAUGCACCUUCUUUGGAGGAAUGAAUGUUACUGUACAAUAAAACAUAAAUGGCACUUGAUAAUGUGACGUGUUAGAAAGGGAGUAGUUUACAGAUGUCAUACUGCAACAUGCAGUGGAUUGCAGCCCUCUUGAAUAUUUGAGCUUUUAUGUCCUGUGGUUCUGUGCUCACAGGUUUCUGCUGAAAUCGACUCUGAGUGCAUUCCUGAUUUGCACUAAGUGUUUCAAAGAUCUUUAAUGUAAAAUCUUCAAGAAGUAAUAAUGGCAUUAUUGAAGUAUUCUUUUAAGUAUUUUUCAUGUUUAAUGGAACUUGGGUGUGUAUAUUUUGUUUGACAAAGGUAAAAUGCUAUGUAUGUAUGUAUAUAUAUUUAAAAGCAUCUGGUGUGCAUUAUCAUCAGAGUAAAUGAAGGCUGUAAUGGUUCCUGUCAGUAAAUUACUUUAUUAAGUCUCAAAAAUAUUUGAUUGCUAAAGUAUGUGGCAGGGGAGAGCAGUGUCCAAAACUUCAGUACUGUGUAGUUUGGAGCUGUGUCCUGGCUCUAAUUCCCUCCCUGUCCUAGUACUGUGAUGGGUGUGGUGAGCUCAGAUUCUGGUCAACGCCUUUCCAACCCUGUUUCUCCUAAGGAAACCCUCGAGCCACUCUUCAAUGAGUAGGUGUGUUUGUAUUGAAUUUAAGGUAUUUUCCAGGUCCCUUUUUGCUUCUUGGCCUUUUGCCAGCCUGGUAAGUUGUAAGUGUAUACUAUAGGGAAAGUUAUUCAAUCAGUCCCCAUUUGCUUCUUCAAGUUGAAGGGACAAUGAAACCUGAAAUGGAUUGCUUUUGAAGAAUCCACCGUGGUUCUGGCAGAGUCCAGGAUGUUGUGUUGUGAUUUCAGUAUCACGGAUUUGGGAGGGGAAGUCUUGUGUACCUUCUGCUUCCAGUUUGAUUUUUGUAUGCCAUGCCAAUAAAAUCAUAAGAUGAAGGGCAUUUGCCUGCUUAAAUGCAACUUCAUUUGUGCUGUGAAAUACUGAGUUGGUAACAUGGAAAGGCAUGGGGCUCUGUCUAGUAUUCCAAGUUGUAUCUUAGAUCCAAAGUUUUUUUCUGGUUUUAUGUAGGGGAGGAGGUGUUAAUUCCCUUGAGGAAAAAAAUUCCCUUUCAAAGAUCCCUGUGUAAUCUACAGGUGUUUUAUCCAGCAUGUCCAUUUUUACUGUUUCAAAUGCCAUCCAUGAUGAACUCUGGUGAGACUGUUCAUGCUUCCUGUUUUUAACAGAAAUAGCAGCUGUGUUUCAGGUGAAAAGCACCAGUUUAAAUAUGUACAAUUUUAAAGCUUUUUUGUUGUUGUGAAAAGUGAGUGCAGAAAAGUCCACCAAAAUUUAGAGCACAGUACCUUUCUAAUGAGCUCCACCCCAGGAGACACAGGAAAAAUUACACAAAAAGAGAUGUCUGCAGCCUGGUGGGGCUGUUUCACCAGUACUAUGAAAUAGCAUAAUAUUUUAUAAUGGAAUUUAUCACUAUACUUACAGGUUUUAGUUUAAAAGUACAAUUAUGCUUAAUAUGUUUUACUCAUUUGAAAGCAGGCUGAAUUUAUAAAAGUUUAUUUAAAGAGGGAAGUUGAUGAAUUACUAGAGUAUGAGAGAAGACUGUUUAUAGAAUAAAGCUACGUUUUCACUUUUGCCUGUGAGCCUGAGGGUGUUUGCAGGUAAUACUGAAUGUUAGCCAAGUCAGUCCAGAAAUCAGAGGGGGUAUAUUUGUAUCAGAAUUGGUCAUAAGGAAAAGUUUUCAAAUUCCAUCAUAUUUCCUAGAACUUUGACAAAUAGCAGUAACACUUGAAAUUCAUUGAAAAGUGGAUUUUAGUAUUUUGCCACUGAAAUAUUUCCAUUAUAGUUGUUUCUAAUUUAUUAGCCAUUUUCCUUAAAGACAUGCAGAAAGGGCUGUAUGCAUCCUGCUUAUCCUGCCAAGGUCUUCUAAAUUCAAUAGAACAGUAAUGACUUUAGGUUAAAUCUCAGCAGGUGUAAAUGAAAUUUCUUACCACAGCUUUUAAAUGUUAAUUUUUUGUAAAUUUUAUUAGUUAUUAUUUUAGAAUAAAAUCACACUCAUGUCUGGAAGUAUUCAAGGUAAAGCAAAAAAUAGCACAGCUAACAUUUCUAUAAUGGCCACUUUGAAAAAAAGGCUCAGUUUUAAUUUUUCUUAGAAAUAAGAUGAUUUUCAGUAACUGUUGCCAUAAUAAAAAUAGCUGAAGUGACAGCAUGGCUGAAUUGUUUUGAAGUGUGGGGAAAAUACAAACACUUGAAUAUUUUUUUAUUUUUAUUUAAAAAUACGUUGUUAUUUAGCAAGAUGGGAAGUUUGAUAAUCCUUUGUGCUGUGAACUGCAUUUCCUGCUAUUUUUGAGCAUUCUAUAUUUCAUUCCUUUUAACUUUGAUAACAUGUUCUUGUUCAAAAUUAGCAAGAAUUUUAUAGUAUAAGUGAUGCUGAAAUAUUUUUUCUCUGUUAAUUUUGUAGAGGGUUGAUAAAUAAGAUGGAUUACUUCUGUUAGAAAGUAAGGAAAAAGUAUUCUAUAUUGUCUGGGGGCAGUUGAAUUUUGUCCUGUUAAUGCAGCUUUGCUGUUUCCUGUUGUUCACAAGGUGGCAGUCCUGUGCUGUCUUGUUGAGGUGACCAAGUGCUUAGUGCAAUGCUGCUUGAAAUCGUGAUGUUGUUCCAGCAGCACUCUGAUAAUUAGAAAACUUCAAGUUCUCUCAUGGCUGGUUGCUUAUUUUAGUUACUGAUUUAGCUAUAAUAUCCUUGCUAUUUUUAAAUACAUAUAGUAUGUUAAGUUUUACUAGGACAAGUUUUGUUCAUCCUUAAAGUGUCUUUCCGUCAUUUUUUUCUGUUAGUGAAAUUUUCAUGUCUGCUCUAAGACAACAAAAUAACACUUGAAAGAAAUCCUACUGUUGUAAAGAUGUUUUUUUAGCAGAGAUUAGCAGAUAUCCUUUGGGUGUUUCAUUAUUAAAUUUCACAGUAUUCUUACUUU
This is a messenger RNA of Hirundo rustica (Barn swallow), 5048 nucleotides long. RefSeq names its product ALG10 alpha-1,2-glucosyltransferase (gene ALG10). Bases 18 to 1436 code for a protein of 472 amino acids. NCBI's taxonomy places the organism in Eukaryota, Metazoa, Chordata, Aves, Passeriformes, Hirundinidae. The transcript is spliced from 3 exons. Gene Ontology annotation, cellular component: endoplasmic reticulum. The record is from RefSeq and is a predicted model, not a curated record. Gene Ontology annotation, molecular function: dolichyl pyrophosphate Glc2Man9GlcNAc2 alpha-1,2-glucosyltransferase activity. Gene Ontology annotation, biological process: protein N-linked glycosylation; dolichol-linked oligosaccharide biosynthetic process.